This is a messenger RNA of Camelina sativa (false flax), 1081 nucleotides long. RefSeq names its product vacuolar protein sorting-associated protein 28 homolog 2. Gene Ontology annotation, molecular function: protein-containing complex binding. NCBI's taxonomy places the organism in Eukaryota, Viridiplantae, Streptophyta, Magnoliopsida, Brassicales, Brassicaceae. Gene Ontology annotation, biological process: protein transport to vacuole involved in ubiquitin-dependent protein catabolic process via the multivesicular body sorting pathway. The record is from RefSeq and is a predicted model, not a curated record. Gene Ontology annotation, cellular component: ESCRT I complex.
CAAGAUUUAUUCAAAUUAAUUGUGAUCUUCCCUUCACCAAUUCCCCGAUCAGAAAAAAAAAAUUAUCGUCCUCCGUUGAAAUUUCUCAGAUUGAUUCGUUUAUACUUGGUGAUGAUCUCGUCAUCAAAUUGAAGCGAGCUCUGUACUCAGACUCUCCUUCGUAAAGGAACCUCUUGUGCCUGUCCCAUUCUAAUCUCCGUAGACUGACUUGCUCUAAAGAUAAAAGAAGAUGGCAGAGGUCAAGUUAUGGAACGACAAGCGGGAAAGAGAGAUGUACGAGAAUUUUGCAGAGCUUUUUGCGAUCAUCAAAGCUACAGAGAAGCUGGAGAAAGCUUAUAUCAGAGACCUAAUCAAUCCUUCAGAGUACGAAUCCGAAUGCCAGAAACUCAUUGUCCACUUCAAAACACUAUCCGCUACACUCAAAGACACGGUGCCAAACAUUGAAAGAUUUGCAGACACGUACAAAAUGGACUGUCCAGCUGCUAUAUACCGCCUCGUGACAUCAGGUCUUCCCGCCACAGUGGAACACCGAGCUACCGUAGCAGCAACUACUUCGAACUCGGCAUCCAUCGUUGCUGAAUGUGUGCAGAACUUCAUCACGUCGAUGGAUUCAUUGAAACUAAACAUGGUGGCUGUCGAUCAGGUUUAUCCUCUCUUGUCUGAUCUGUCGGCUUCUCUCAACAAACUGAGUAUUCUACCGCCGGAUUUCGAAGGGAAGACGAAGAUGAAAGAAUGGCUUUCGAGGUUGUCUAAGAUGGGAGCAGCUGAUGAGCUUACGGAACAGCAGUCAAGGCAACUUCACUUUGAUCUUGAGUCAUCUUACAACUCUUUCAUGGCAGCUUUGCCUAAAGCUGGUAACUGAAUCCAGUGUAGUAGGUUUGCUCUCUUGUUUUUGUGUCCAUGGUCUUUCUUUUAUACUAGUUUAGUAGUAAUUCCAAAGAGAGUUUUACACGAGGAGUUGAGUGUGCUUGUGUACCAUAUUUUGGUUAUAUGAAAAGUACAAAUUACAUGUACUAUCGUUCGUGCUUGAGCCCAAUCUUUGUUCGGCGUUAUUAUUCUUCAAAACGCAACACUUCACAUA